Arctia plantaginis is the source of this 630-nucleotide messenger RNA. The record is from the annotation of a GenBank genome assembly. Lineage: Eukaryota; Metazoa; Arthropoda; Insecta; Lepidoptera; Erebidae.
AUGUCUGUCACGAAGGGAAAUGUGUUGGUUCGUUCCUUGAGCACGUCGGCUGCUGCAGGUCAACUUGUUAAAGCUCCCGUGCAAGUAUUUGGGUUGGAAGGUAGAUAUGCAUCUGCUCUCUACUCAGCGGCGUCAAAAAACAAGACCUUGGAUGCCGUUGAAAAAGAACUCUCUCAGUUCCAAAAGUCUAUCAAGACUGAUGCAAAACUCAAGGAAUUUAUUGUCAACCCAACACUUAAGAGAGAUCUUAAAGCUGAUGCUUUGAAGCAUGUUGUUACACAGUGUAAGAUGUCUGCAACAACAGGUAACUUGCUAGUACUUAUGGCUGAAAAUGGGCGUCUAAAUAAACUUGAAGCUGUCAUUAAUGCCUUCAAAAUCAUGAUGGCAGCUCAUCGUGGAGAAGUUACCUGUGAAGUCACUACAGCGAAGCCGCUCGACCAGGCCCAGAGACAGAACCUAGAAGCUGCUCUUAAGAAAUUCUUGAAGGCUAAUGAAACUCUUCAACUGACUGCUAAAGUGGAUCCUUCUUUGAUUGGUGGAAUGGUUGUUUCCAUUGGUGAUAAGUAUGUGGACAUGAGCGUCGCCAGCAAAGUGAAGAAAUACACUGAACUAAUCAGUGCUGCUGUUUAA